AUGUCUGUGUUACCCGAUACCCCGGAAUUGCACGAGGAGCCGGUCCUGGCAGUUGAAGUAUUGAAUCUGAUUGCCCUCUACUUCUACUGCCUUGAUAUGAGGCAAACUGCCUAUUCCUAUAUUGGUCGAGCUUUGCGUAUUGCACUAGUGGAUGGAAUGCAUACUCGCAUUCCUGCCGAUCUACUAGGAGAAAAGCUUGCCGAAAGGUGCGCAAAUAUUUGGUGGACAGCCUAUGUCCUAGAUCGCACUUUGUCAUCAGCUGUUGGCGCUCCGACCUCAGUCCAGGAUGAAGAUAUCAAGGCUUACCUUGCUCCGCCUCAGCAAUCUUCGCAGCGUAAUGCUACCUUGAGCCUUCACGUGAGGCUGUCUAGACUGAUUUCUCAGAUUUUGAAUGAGCUGUACAGUGCAGACGGUAGUCUCGAAGCCUCGUAUCUUUCUAAAAUUAGAUCUCUUCUGAGAAGGUUGGCUGAGAUUGCUGAAGAGCUUGAAGGCACUAUUAACUUCAAGUUCAAGAGUUCCUUAGACACAUUGUCAAAGGGGGCAACUCACCUCCGGCUCCUGUAUCACCAGUGCAUCAUCUUGGCAAUCAGACCCCUUCUUCUUUGCCUUCUGCAGGAAAGAUUGAAAUCGCUCCAGGACGGCACUGGGAUGCAAGACCUUACGGGUUCGAUACGCGACCUGCUCCAGACUUGUGCAGAUUCUGCAGCGAAAACGCUUGCCAUUCUUUGCGCUUUGGCUGAAAAUAACAUGCUGGAUAACUUCCUCCCCUUUGACCUUGAGUUUACCAGCUCGGCUGCCUCGGUUCUGAUCAUCCUAGAUGACAUACUGCGGAUAGUUCCUGUUGGGGCCAGUGUCAAACGUCGUGGUAACAAAAUCUUGCUUGACAUGAAACAGCGAGGAAGUGUUCCGGCGCAGCUGCGGCAGAGUGAGUUAGACAGGCUCAACCGCUUGGCCAAAAGACUCUGGGAGAGAUUCCCUGCUGCAAUGUAUGGGACCAAGACGAAGCAUCUCCAAGACCGUGAAGCCCACUCACGGACCAGCGCUCCUUCUGCAGAUCAAAUGAAGAAUAUCUCUGGAGCUGACAGAGCCGUCAGUAUAGCGAACUAUCACAACUCAGCCUCCGGCAGAGAACAAGAAGCGGUUGUCUCGCAUACUCGAAUCCUCACCUCACCAGUGCAGACACAUGGUACUACACCCCUCGACCUAAUAUCUCCAGACCUUGCAGAACAAUUUGAGCUCUCGCAGGACCAUAUGUUGUUCGUUGCUGAUCAACUGAAUGCGGAUGCGGAUGAUGCAUUGUUCUUGUCGAACUUAGAUUUCGGUGCUUCUGGCAGCGCCUCUGGAUCGGGGAGUAACUGGCUCUGGAGUAUGUCUUGA
This is a messenger RNA of Exophiala aquamarina CBS 119918, 1377 nucleotides long. RefSeq lists its product as uncharacterized. Gene Ontology annotation, molecular function: sequence-specific DNA binding; zinc ion binding. The record is from RefSeq and is a predicted model, not a curated record. Bases 1 to 1377 code for a protein of 458 amino acids. Gene Ontology annotation, biological process: DNA-templated transcription; positive regulation of transcription by RNA polymerase II. The transcript is spliced from 4 exons. Gene Ontology annotation, cellular component: nucleus. Lineage: Eukaryota; Fungi; Ascomycota; Eurotiomycetes; Chaetothyriales; Herpotrichiellaceae.